Phycomyces blakesleeanus NRRL 1555(-) is the source of this 3225-nucleotide messenger RNA. RefSeq lists its product as hypothetical. The record is from RefSeq and is a predicted model, not a curated record. The transcript is spliced from 4 exons. Lineage: Eukaryota; Fungi; Mucoromycota; Mucoromycetes; Mucorales; Phycomycetaceae. Bases 1 to 3225 code for a protein of 1074 amino acids.
AUGCUCUACAGUUUGCAAACGCUGGAGAGAUAUCUUUCAAAAAGCUCUUUGGAAAGAUAUAUAUAUAAAACCAACUGGAUCCAAAAAUUUAAAAAGCAUGUAAAACAUGAUAUUCUGAAAAAGUAUUCCAAAGAUGUCGACACAAUAAAAUUCAAAGAUAGCAAGCAUACGAACACUAAAAUCCAACAGUUAAUCGAGAUUUUCCCCAAUGUGAAGAACUUCUCUUAUGCAUCGACAGGUGCCUACCACUAUCUGGUCGAUGUCGAUCUAAGUAGAUGGAAGUUAUUGUCACGCAUGACUAUAACCUGGGGUCUUAGAAACAGAUUGAAUAUACUAGAUAACCUUUUCGUUUUGCUGAGCGAUUUACCAUCCCUUGUCCACCUUGGGAUAGAGCCAGGAUACCAUACACAUCCAAACAGACCAAUUACUUGGAGAGACAUCGAAAAAAUUCAUCUCGGCUUGCCACGCUUAAAAUCUCUAAAGAUCAGAUCGGAUAUGGACAGGAUCGGACCUACUGAAAUCGGUGAGAUAAAGCAAGCAACACCAACAAACACCAUGGAGACUGUGGACUAUGCCUCGAUGGGAUUUAAUCUUCUGUGGAUGCAAUAUCUCGCAAUAAAAUAUCCGAAGCUGAAGACACUUCGCCUAACGGCCUCAACGAUCAGAGCUACUAAUGAAAAAUUAACAAUAUCUCCAGAUCUACCUAAUUUCUUUCCUUGUUUAAAAAGUAUUUACACGGCUAAUCACAGUUAUAGUCGAUCGGUAUUUUCUAUCCUCUAUAAUCAAAUAUUUAACAGUGGGGCUAAGCUCGAGAAAAUCGAGACAACGCACUUUACCAACUAUUUCGAUACCGAAUCCCCACCCAACGAAACGGCCUGCGCAGCGUUAUUCACUACAACACUCAAGAGUCUGCACAUAUUACAGAACGAUAGACGCACCUCUGGUAUUUCACUGUUUCUACAUGAUUCUGAUGUUAAGUUUUCCAAGCUUGUCCACCUGAACAUAUACACCAGUGGACAACCAUCUCAAAUCAACAAUAUCCUGAAUAUAUGCCCGGCAUUAAAAGUGCUGGAGAUAAAAUCAGAGCUUAAAUAUACCGAAGAAAGAAGGCCAUCAGACAUAUUAAAUCAUGGCCUACAACGCCUAAAGCUUACUCAAACAAGUCUCGAUAUAGAAUGGUUUGAGUCCAUAUCCAAUUGUUGCAGAAAUUUGAAGUAUCUUUCCUUAGAAGAUAUUUCUAACAAAAGUACACCCCGCGAAAUGCCUUACUGCUUACCUAUUAGCAUGCCAUUCACUCGACUUUCAACAUGUCUUAUGAUUCUAAAUUCAUCUUUGGCACUGGUUAUAGCUGCAAAGACAAUACUUUGGCUGACAACGAAACAUGUUUUACCGAAGUUUAUCUUAAUUAUUUAUCAACAAAAAAAGUCAAGAUUUGUUCCAACAUUUGACAAAAACUCGUACGACAGCAAUUCUAGCUGCUUAGAUGAAGAUUAUGGGGGGCAUGGAAUAGUUCCUAAGAACGAUAGUACAUAUUCCUGCAUGAUAUUCCAAUGCAAGUCGAUCAAACAAGCUAUUAUCAGUGAUCGCUCGUUUUACAGCUGUUCGACUCCAAUAUUCAUACGUGUAAAAAAUGAUAUUCUGAAAAAGUAUUUCAAAGAUGUUGACGCGAUAAGAUUCGAAGAUAGUGAGGAUACAAACACUACAAUCCAACAAUUAAUCGAGCUUUUCCCCAAUGUGAAGAACUUUUCUUAUUCAGCGGCAGGCGACUUCCAAUCUCUGAUCGAUGCCGAUUUGAGUAGUUGGAAGUCAUUGACACACAUGACUAUAAACUGGAUUUACCGACACAAUGUGAUCAUCCCAGAAAACCUUUUCGUUUCGCUGAGCGCUCUACCAUCCCUUGUCCACCUUGAAAUAAAGCCAGGAUACCGUACACAUCCAAACAGACCAGUUACAUGGAGAGACAUUGAAAAACUUCACCUCCACUUACCACGCUUAAAAUCUCUAAAGGUCUCGUCGGACAUUUGUGUGAUCGAACCUAAUGACAUUGAUGAACUGAAGAAUACAGAACCAGCAAACAACAUUGAGACAGUGGAUUAUGUCUCUAUGGGAUUCAGUAUUCCGUGGAUGUAUUAUCUCGCAUUAAAAUAUCCAAAGCUGAAGACACUCAAUCUAACGGUGGAGGAAGACGUCCCCGUACAAGGUGCAAUGUGGCAUAGGUAUUCACGCCCAGAGCCUAUUAUUGAGAAAAUGACAGUACCUUCAAAUCUAUCUGGUUUUUUUCCUUAUUUAAAAAAUAUUUACACAUCUAAUAAGCGCAAAGGCAGACCAGAAUUUUCUGUACUCUAUGGUCAAAUAUUUAAAAGUGGCGCUAAGCUUGAGAAAAUGGAGACAUCGCAUUUUACCAACUCUGAUGAUACCAAGUUCCCACUCAAUGAAAUGGCCUGCGCAGCGCUAUUCGCCGAAACACUCAAGAAUUUACGAAUAUUCCGAAACUAUAGUCUCGAUUUUGAAAUUGUUUUGUUUAUACACGAUCCUGGUGUCGAGUUUUCCAAGCUUGUUCGCUUGCAUAUUUACUCUACUACACAGUCUUUUCAAGUUGAAAAUAUCUUGAGUGCAUGUCUGGCAUUAAAAGUUCUUGGGAUAAAUUCACACCUUGGCUGUAAAAUAAAAAAAAGACCGUCCAACGUAUUAAAGCAUGGCCUACGACAGCUAAGAAUUACUGGAGCAAGUCUCGAUACAGAAUGGUUUGAGUACAUAUCAGAUUGUUUAAGAGAUCUGAAAUAUCUUUCCUUAGAAGAUAUUUCUAUCAAAAGUACACCCCGCGAAAUGCCUUACUGCUUACCUAUUAGCAUGCCCUUCACUCGACUUUCAACGUUAUCAUUAUUACGUAUACAGAUGUCUUAUGAUUCUAAAUUCAUCUUUGGAACUGGUUAUAGCCGCAAAGACAACACUUUUACCGACAACGAAACAUGUUUUACCGAAGUUUAUCUUAAUUAUUUAUCAACAAAAAAGUCAAGAUUUGUUCCAACAUUUGACAAGAACUCGUACGACAGCAAUUCUAGCUGUUCAGAGGAAGAAGAAUAUUGUGGGGAUAAAAGAGUCUAUAAGAGAGAUAAUAUAUAUUACUGCACGAUAUUCCAAUGCAAAUCGAUCAAACAAGUUAUUAUCAGUCAUAGCUCGUUUUACAGCUGUUCGACUCCAAUAUUUACUGUACAGAGAGAGUAA